Molecule: messenger RNA, 3323 nt
Organism: Candoia aspera
Lineage: Eukaryota; Metazoa; Chordata; Lepidosauria; Squamata; Candoiidae
Gene: PODNL1
Product: podocan like 1
Exons: 11
Coding region: 524-2284 (586 amino acids)
Molecular function (GO): protein binding
Source: RefSeq, a predicted model, not a curated record
CAGAGGAAGAGCUGAAGGGAUGUCUUGGAGGUUUUGUGGCCGCAGCAGAAACUUUCCACCGCGCCAGGGAAAACAAACAGCGCGCGGCAGGCAAACCGCAGCUGAUCCGCACUCGGAGAGUAGCGGCUGGCUGGCAGUCCCCCAGCCUCCCUUGGCUAAGUGGACAUUAUGCAAUAACAGCCCCUCCUUCCCGACUUUGAUCGGAUGAAAAACAAAGAGAAAGAAACAUACUAUUCUUCUCCCUCACCCUCCCCGUCCCCCCGCAGAAGUGACAGCAGCACGGCGGGAGCAGGUCCGUCCGUCCCAGGCGCCUUAGGGGAAGAAAGGGGAGGAGGGUUUCUUUCGUGCGCUCUCGGGGCUCCUCCGUAAGCCGCCUGUAGGCAAAAGAGCGUGGUUUCGGAAAGAGAAGGAAGGCGAUCGCGCAGGGCCCGGGGGGGAAGAGGUACCGCCCUCCGCAGGUCUAGAUCCCAUUAGCGAUCCGUGACAUCCUUCCGAGGAGAGACGGCUCCGGCCAAGCAGGGCGAUGCUGUGCAGUGGUCAUCUUCUACUACUUCUGGCAAGUAUUCCUUACAGCUUUCUGCUGAAAAACCAUGAGGAGGAGGAAGAUGAAGAUGAUGACUUGCCACUGUCAACAUCCCAGCCCUGCGGGGACUCUGCCCAGAAUGUAUCUGGUUGCCCAGCCAAAUGCAGCUGCCCAACAGAGGAGACAGUGGAUUGCGGUGGCCUUGACCUGCACAUUUUCCCCAGCAAUAUCUCUGCAGACAUCCAGCAUCUUUCAUUGCAGAAUAACCAGUUGCAAGAGCUGCCCUACAGUGAACUAUCCCGAUUGACCAGGCUGCGAACCCUCAAUCUCCACGACAAUCUGAUCACCUCUGAUGGUCUCCCAGAUGAAGCCUUUGAGUCCCUGCAGUCACUUCAAUACAUCUACCUGGCCAACAACAAGCUGGCAGUGGCACCACAGUUCCUACCACACACACUACGCAUUGUGGACCUUGCUGCCAACAACCUGAUGUGCAUCUAUCCACUCACUUUGGGGCAUAAGCCUGGUCUCAGGUCUGUUUAUCUGCACAACAAUCACUUGAACAACACAGGUCUGCCCUUUGAUGCCUUCAAUGGCUCGGAUGCUGUCAGCACCCUGAUCCUUUCCAGCAACCAGCUCACCUACGUGCCCCAGAAUUUGCCCCGCGGUAUUGUUCGCCUCCAUUUGCAGAAUAAUCACAUUUCUCGUAUCCCUAAAGGGGCCUUGAGCAGCCAGGGGCGCCUCCGGGAGCUUUACCUGCAGAACAAUAAUCUAUCCAGUGAGGGCCUGGGCCACUCCACCUUCAGCAAGCUGAAGAGCCUUGAAUAUCUGGAUCUUUCCAACAACAACUUGACAGAGGUGCCUGCCGGUCUUCCUGCCAACAUAGUAAUACUACAUUUGGGCCGAAACCGCCUGAAGGGACUACCACCUGAGCGCCUUAGCCGUGUGCGAGGCCUGCAGUAUCUCCUGUUGCAAAGCAAUGCUUUGACAGCUUCAGGGAUGCACCCAGAGGCCUUUGCCCACCUGCGCUUCCUGCAUACACUUCAUUUGUACAAUAAUCAGCUAGAUGGAAUCCCAUCUGGACUUCCCCGGCGUGUCCGGUCCUUGAUGCUGCUGCACAACCAGAUUGCACGCGUUGGCUUGAAUGACUUCGUGGCCACUUAUGCUUUGACUGAGCUCAAUCUCAGUUACAACCGGCUUUAUAGUGCCCACAUCCACCGCCUGGCCUUCCGCAAGCUUAGGCGCCUAGAAAUUCUGGACAUCUCUGGCAACAUGCUCACACUUCUCCCUGCUGGGCUGCCCGCCAGUCUUCAAGUCCUCAAACUUCAGAAGAACCAGCUUAAUGCUCUUUCUCCAGAACGGUUAGUCAACCUCACCAUGCUCAAAGAGCUGCACCUGGCACACAACCGCCUGCAGAUCAGCAGUAUCUCUCCAGGCACUUGGCAUGAACUGCAUGGGCUCAAGCUCCUGGAUCUGAGCUUCAAUGAGUUGUCAUACAUUCCACCAGACCUUCCGGAAUCACUGGAAUAUCUAUACUUGCAACACAACAGAAUUGCUGUCAUUGUGGCUGAGACCUUCCUCACAACACCCAACAUACGGGUCAUCACUCUCAGAUCCAAUCACUUAUUGGCAGCCAAUGUGUCAGAAGUGGCAUUUGCAGACCUGAAAUUCCUGGAAGUAGUAGACCUGACAGGCAACCCAGGGCCUAUCAGCAUCUCUCUCCUGCAAGCUGAACGCUGGGUCCAUACUCAAAUGGGCACCUAGGAAGGCAGCCUAGAACAGAUUACCAUCCUGAAUUCUCUUUGCACCACACUGCUUCCUUGGGCCUCUUGAUGCAUAUGGCCUCAGCCAGCCAGCCUGCCUGCCACCUUCUGGGGGUUUUGUUGUAUAGUGUUUAUUCUUCUGGUUUCAGCCAGCCACAUACAACAAAGCCAGUGCAGCAAGCUGCUUUUCUUGGGAGCAAAACUUAGCAACAAUGCUCAGUUUAACUGUUAAAUUUUAUAGAAAAUUUAUAGAAAAUCUGGUAGCCAUUACUGGAUGCUUAUACCCAGUGGUUCUGCAUUUGGCUUGGCUAAGCUUCCCUGGAACUAAAGUGGCAGUCAUACCCAGAUGAAGCUAGUGUGUCCCCCUGCACUCACUUGCAACAUUGCCUAGGACAUAAAAUAUUCAGUGGAACACUUCCCCUCAGUUCCUUCUUCUGCAUCACUUCUCAUAUGUGUGUUUCCAAUCUGUUAACAGAGGUACUGCAGAGAGCUAGGAAGUUGCAUAUGUAAAGGUUUUCUUCCCCAUGUGUCAAAUCCCAUUCAAUCUUUUUGCAGAGAAGAUGAUAGGAAUGACAGCUAGACUGUUCACCAUCAUGCAGAAUUACUAGCCAGUGUUUAGAUUUCCCACAUUUACAAAUGUUUGAAUAGACUUGGGGCAACAUUCAAAAGAAGUGAGGGGUCCAUCAUUUCAGAACUAAAGUCAUAAUGAAACUUGUAUUUUUCCAUAGAAAACAUAGCUUUAAAUAAGAUCAAAGGCAUUAUGCCUGCAUCAGGGAUGAAGCCAUAGAAACUAAAUUAUUUUAGUAUCAAAUGACCUCCAGACUUCCAGACUACAUAAGCUAAACUUGUGUUAGUAUAAACUUUGUGCUAUAAACCAUUUUUAUAGAGAGAUGAUAUCUUUUUUGUAGAUGCUGAAAAAAAAUCUAAAGUGAUAAAAUACAUGGAAUUACUUGCAAGAAUUCAUAAGAAUGACAUUUUACUGUUGAGCAGAGGCAUAAACACAAUCCAGAUUAAAAGAAAGUUUGAAGAAGGUUUUAUUA